Dermacentor andersoni is the source of this 1235-nucleotide messenger RNA. Its product is annotated as alpha-tocopherol transfer protein-like. Gene Ontology annotation, molecular function: phosphatidylinositol bisphosphate binding. The record is from RefSeq and is a predicted model, not a curated record. NCBI's taxonomy places the organism in Eukaryota, Metazoa, Arthropoda, Arachnida, Ixodida, Ixodidae. Gene Ontology annotation, cellular component: membrane.
UGAAUCAGUGGCAAGGGGAGAAAUUGUCUACCACUGCGACGCGAGAAGUCGCCGUGCGCAGACGGAUAUAGUCGUUGCCGCCGGUCUUGUCUGGUCCGCCGCCGGUUGCAACUGUUAUUGCGAUAAAGCAGCCAGCUGUGACCGAAACCAGCAAGCCAUAAAUGAUGGAUCUCCACGAAGCGGCAAGACUCGAGCUCGGCGAAACACCAGAAAUCAAAGCGGAAUCUCUUGGACGUUUGUGUGAACUGAUAAGAGAGACGCCAUCACUGGACGUUCCCAACGAUGAAAAACUCCUGGUCAUGUUUCUUCGAGUCAAAAAAUACAGAGUUGAAGAAGCCUUCAAGCUGUUUCAGAACUACGUCCGCGUCCGUCGAGACGUACCGGACUUUUUCAGAGACCUUACGCCAGCAAACGUACCACUCAGGAAAAUUUGCCACGAGAACUAUCUGGUGAUGACCUCUGCGGACGGCGACGCACUUGGAAGAGGUGUUGCCCUCCUGAAGUUAGGUGCCUGGAAUUCUACCAUGUGUUCGUUCACUGAUUUAAUUAGAGGCGCGAUGAUUUUGGCCAGCAGCUGUUUUUACGAAGACAUCUCACAAAUUUAUGGAGUAGCGUGCAUUGUGGACUUGGAGGGACUUGGUUUUCAUCAUUUCAAGCAACUAACUCCAUCGUUGCUGAUUAAGCUGGCUCACAUCACGCAGGACUGUGCACCGAUACGAUUGAAGGCUUUGUACAUAAUCAACUACCCAUCUCCGUUCAAGGCCUUGUUUGAAGUCGUGAAACCUUUUAUAAAGCACAAGCUAUUAACAAGGAUUCACUUCGUUGGGGAAGACGUCUCUAAGCUUUGGGAGAUCUGUCCCCGUGAAAUGGUACCAGCAGAAUUUGGUGGCACGCGAGAGGAUUUCGACUACGACCGCCAAGAGGAGUCCGUACGCCGACUGACUGAUUUGUUCGAAGACUUGUGUCGUUUUGACUGCCCAGCGCAGUGAGCAAUAUGUUAAGUCUAGAAGUUAGUUUCCCAUCGAGGAGAAGCAGCGUUUAUAAUUCUUUUGGUGCAUCAUGAUGACUAUGCUGUGUCAAUGCAAAACGAGUCAGCUCCAAUAAUGUCAAUGCGCAUACAGCGAGCCCUUUGUGGAACGCCUUCAACUAUGGAGUCUUUACCUCCGCGUUGCCAUUAAAGAGGAAAUAACGUCUCACCGGUCACGCUUUGUUUCAAAUACACUAUUUUUCUCUGA